Sclerotinia trifoliorum is the source of this 1945-nucleotide messenger RNA. The record is from the annotation of a GenBank genome assembly. NCBI's taxonomy places the organism in Eukaryota, Fungi, Ascomycota, Leotiomycetes, Helotiales, Sclerotiniaceae.
ACUGCUCGAAUCCAUCCAUCCAAGCUCAACCACCUAGGUACCAGACCAUACUUAUUUUCUUCCACAUGCAAAACAUCUUCAAUCGCUCUUCCUCUCACAAUAUAAUUACAACCCAUAAACAUGUCAUCCAAUCCCCCCUCUGAAACGCCAUCGCGCACCACAACACCAAAUCCACAAUCGCGAUUCACAUCGCAAUCGAAAACCGUCGAAGAUGUUCUUAGUACGCAAACUGUAGGAUUAGUUAAAUUAUCUGAUUUUAGGAAACGGAGGGCUGAGGCUGUGGAGAUGAAGGAGAGAGAUGCGCAGGAGAUGGGUAGUGGAAGGAGUGGGACGAGUACACCUGUGGGGGAUGGGUGAGUUUGGCUUAUUUCUUUUGUGCUUAGAGUUGGAGUGAAGAUGGUUUAGUUUAUUCCUAUUGCGCUUGAGUUGGAGUGAAGAUGGAGGGCUGGGAUUGAGAUGGAUUGAAGAUUUGGAUGGAUCGAUGAAUUGAACAAGAUGAUUAAGAUGAAUAGGACUAAUAGCAUUAGUACAGUGCCUCCACACCCAGCGAUACUCAAUCAGCUCCCCCAAAGAAAAAGAAAAAGAAAGUAGGAACCCCCAAACUUUCAUUUGGAAUGGAUGAGGAAGAAGGCGAAAAUAAUGGCAUCGAUUCCGAACCCUCACGAUCUGACACUCUCGAUACUUCAAAUAAAAAGAAGAAAAUUGGCGUUAAUUCAAACGUUUCAUUCGUACCGAAAAGUCUUACCAAAUCGGCAUUAUUGAAAGAAGCGCAAACGAGGGAAUCGUUACGGAAAGAAUUUUUGGCAAUUCAAGAAGCGGUUAAGGCGACGGAAAUAGCUAUUCCAUUUGUGUUUUAUGAUGGAACGAAUAUACCAGGUGGAGUUGCGAGGGUGAAGAAGGGAGAUUUCAUUUGGGUCUUUUUGGAUAGGAGUAGAAAGGUUGGAGCAGAGUUAGGGGUUGGAGAGAAGACGAAUAGUAACAGAGAGUGGGUAAGAGUGGGUGUGGAUGAUUUGAUGUUGGUUAGAGGGGGUUUAAUUAUUCCUCAUGUGAGUUGGUUUGUCUUUAACGUGUAUGUUUGGAUUUGAUUGGAUAUGAUGCUGAUGAUCUUGGGUUUUAGCACUACGAUUUCUACUAUUUUAUCAUAAAUCGCACUCUUGGACCGAACAACCAAAUUCUCUUUCCCCAUAGUUCCUCACCGCCUCCUACGGCUUCAAUAACUCCUCUCGACACCGACUCCCCUAUUCCAGAUUCCUAUAACCCGCUUUCACGUCCUUCCGCCUCUAGUGGCACUAAGACCCCCGCAACCAAAGUCGAGGAAUUAGAGGGAUUCAAUGAUGAUCCAACGUCUACCAAAGUAGUUGAUCGUAGAUGGUAUGAGAGGAAUAAACAUAUAUAUCCAGCUAGUGUGUGGCAAGAAUUUAAUCCCGAGAAGGAUUAUCAGACGGAAGUUAAGAGGGACGCAGGUGGAAAUGCAUUUUUCUUUUCUUGAAAAGAUGCUCGAUGGUUUUGGUGUUGGAAUAUCGAACAUUGAGAAGUGGAUGAUGAGCUGGCGGACAUUUGUAUAUCAGUGAGAUUCGGGUCUAGGUCCCAUUUAAUUGGAUGGACGGAUGCAUAGAUAAAUGAGUAGAUUUGGAGUUUCGAGGGGGUAAGACAUGAGACCUGGAUAGAAAAUGAAAUAUUAGCACUGGAUAUCCAAUUGAAUAAUAUGAAUGCAAUCGCAGAAUUCUAGGUUCUUCCUUACCUUGUUGCUUGUCCUUGUCGUUGUCAUUCUCCAUUCUCCCAUCCUUUCAGCUUCCCCUAAUUGAAACGUUCAUUCCCCUCUAAACAACCAAUCACUCCGUCUUCCCUCCAAACUUCCCCAACCCGAACAAUCGGUCCCUUUUCCCUUCUCCCAAUUCAUCCCCUCACCCCAAACCCACCACCACCCCCAACCACCCCAAGAAUC